AUGGGGAAAGAGUAUGGUGGAUCGCCAAAGCUUCAUCAGCUGGAAUCAAAAAGGAAGCGGCUCACUUCGAUCCUAGCCGUUAGUGGCCUCUGCGUCUUGUUCUACGUUUUGGGAGCUUGGCAAAGUACAAGUCCUGCCCCGUCCAGCCAAUCUGAAGUCUAUACGAGAGUUGGCUGUGAUGUUGAAUCCCCUGAUGGGGUUAACCAUGACUCAUCGUCAUCUUCCUCAUUGCCAUCAACACCCCUCGACUUUGAGAGCCAUCAUCAGUUGGUGGUCAACAGUUCUGAGGAAUCCCAGAAAUUUCCCCCAUGCAAUAUGUCCUACAGCGAAUACACACCGUGCCAAGAUCCACAAAGGUCAAGGAAAUAUGAUCGCAACAUGUUGAAGUAUAGAGAGCGGCAUUGCCCCAAGCAACAAGAGCUCCUCCGCUGCCUAAUACCUGCCCCACCAAACUACAGAACCCCUUUCAAAUGGCCUCAGAGCAGAGACUAUGCAUGGUAUGACAACAUCCCCCAUAAAGAGCUCAGCAUUGAGAAGGCCGUCCAGAACUGGAUCCAAGUGGAAGGUGAUCGCUUCAGAUUCCCUGGGGGAGGCACCAUGUUCCCACGUGGUGCUGAUGCUUAUAUUGAUGACAUUAAUGAGCUCAUCCCUCUUACAAGUGGAAACAUUCGGACUGCAAUUGAUACAGGCUGUGGGGUUGCAAGUUGGGGUGCUUACCUGAUAAAGAGGGACAUCUUGGCUAUGUCUUUUGCUCCAAGAGAUACGCAUGAAGCACAGGUUUGGUUUGCGUUGGAGAGAGGAGUACCUGCUAUGAUUGGCAUAAUGGCUUCGCAGAGACUUCCUUACCCAGCAAGGGCAUUUGAUAUGGCGCACUGUUCCCGCUGCCUAAUCCCUUGGUAUGAGUAUGAUGGAAUGUAUCUAAUUGAAGUGGACAGAGUUUUGAGGCCUGGUGGAUACUGGAUACUUUCUGGCCCUCCUAUCCGCUGGAAGAAUUAUUGGAGAGGUUGGGAAAGAACCCAAGAAGAUUUGAAACAGGAGCAAGAUGCUAUUGAGAAUGUUGCCAAGCGCCUGUGCUGGAAGAAAGUCAUUGAAAGGGGUGACCUUGCAGUGUGGCAGAAGCCUACCAAUCAUAUUGAGUGCAUCAAGACCAGUGCAACUCAUCAUACGUCACAUAUGUGCAAAUCGGACAAUGCGGAUGCAGCUUGGUACACGCGCAUGGAAACUUGCAUCACCCCCCUUCCAGAGGUAAGAAAUUCAGACGAAGUCGCAGGUGGUGCAUUAGAGAAAUGGCCAGAGCGUGCAUAUUCCAUUCCUCCUAGGAUAAGCAGCAGUUCAAUACCAGGCAUCACUGUAGAGAAAUUCCGAGAGGAUAAUGAAAUCUGGAAGCACCGGGUGACACAUUACAAACGCAUUAUUAGGUCCUUACCACAAGGCCGAUACCGGAAUGUAAUGGACAUGAAUGCUUACUUGGGUGGAUUCGCAGCAGCCUUGAUGAAAUAUCCAGUGUGGGUAAUGAACGUGGUCCCUGGCAAGUCAGAACCAGAUACUCUGGGUGUGAUAUAUGAACGGGGUUUCAUUGGUGUAUACCAUGAUUGGUGCGAGGCAUUCUCAACGUAUCCAAGAACAUAUGAUCUCAUCCAUGCAGGUGGUGUUUUCAGUAUAUAUCAGGACAGGUGCGACAUUACCUACAUCCUCCUGGAGAUGGAUAGAAUCCUACGGCCAGAAGGGACCGUAAUAUUCAGAGAUGUGGUGGAAGUCCUCGUGAAGAUCAAAAGUAUUGCAGAUGGAAUGAGAUGGGAGAGCAACAUUAUGGACCAUGAAAGUGGACCAUUUAAUCCGGAGAAGAUUCUUGUUGCCGUCAAGAGUUACUGGACCGGUGAAGCUGAACAGGAACACUAG
Molecule: messenger RNA, 1899 nt
Organism: Ilex paraguariensis (yerba mate)
Lineage: Eukaryota; Viridiplantae; Streptophyta; Magnoliopsida; Aquifoliales; Aquifoliaceae
Source: the annotation of a GenBank genome assembly